AUGACACAGAAAGAUUAUCAAAAGAGCGAGACGACCAUAUAUGACACGAUGGCAGCAGACGAGGAGCUUGCUGCGAAUGCUGGAGGUGAAAACAUGGCCGUCUACUCAGACGAACGUGAAGUAGCCAUCGGAUUUGCGUCUUUUCUUGCCGCGUGUAGGAUUGGAGCCGUCAAAGGGCGGCUUCGCUCUGCAACAAGCAGCUAG
This is a messenger RNA of Haemonchus placei, 204 nucleotides long. NCBI's taxonomy places the organism in Eukaryota, Metazoa, Nematoda, Chromadorea, Rhabditida, Trichostrongylidae. The record is from the annotation of a GenBank genome assembly.